This is a messenger RNA of Alternaria hordeiaustralica, 1011 nucleotides long. RefSeq lists its product as uncharacterized. The transcript has a single exon. The coding region runs from base 1 to 1011 and encodes 336 amino acids. NCBI's taxonomy places the organism in Eukaryota, Fungi, Ascomycota, Dothideomycetes, Pleosporales, Pleosporaceae. The record is from RefSeq and is a predicted model, not a curated record.
AUGGCGAGCUCCCACUCCUCCAACACCAACGACUUCGCCGCUCUGGACGCCAAAGCGCGCGAUCACUUCGACCAGAAGCUCGCGAAAGUUCAUGACUCACUAUUUGCGCAACCUAUCGGCAUUUACGACAUCUACGAGAACAACGUAUGGAUCCCCAGCGUCCCCCAGCGCCUGCAACUAGACUACUAUCUCCGCAACUUUAACGACAUCGCCCGAGGCAACUACCGCGCUCACCUCUCCAAGUCCCUCGACAUCAACCGCACUAUAUGGUACUACGACGUAUCCAAACUACACUCUCUAUCCAACCGCCUCGACGUCGUGCGCCACAAUGUCGUCCUCAUGGCGUUCAUCAUGAUCGCCAAGCAGCUCGGCCUCGACACGAGCAGCUUCCACGAACCCGGCGCAGAAGUCUUCAUCGAAGCCUACAUGGAGGCAUGGUUAUCCAAGACAUGCGGCAUGGACAGACACGAGCACGUGCAUUCCUGCCAAGAGGAACUCGUCAAGGUCUGGAUGAACAGCACUUUCGACCUAUGCUACUUCCCGGAUAAAGCUAGGCGCGACAUGAUCCAGGCGAUCUAUUAUAUGCAGCAAAUGGUCUCUGAGCUGGCUACCAUCCAACCUGAUCACUUCUACGCGGCGGUCCUAUCGGGUGAAGUACCACGCGACGCAUUCGAGAAGGAGGGUCCGCUGUUGGUUCUACACUGGGUCUUUGCCAAGAUGAGGAAGGAGCAGAAGCAGAAGGACGAGGAGGCGGCGGCGGAGGAGGCGAUGGAGAUUGAGCAUAUGGAUAGGCCUGUCGGAUUCUUCGUCGAUACCAAGCCGGUUCGGAUGGAUGUGAGUCCAGUCAGUGACCUUCUGGUCGACAUCGAGCCGGGAGUAGUUGCGCAGGCUUUGCCUGAUGAGGCUAGGCGGUCGUGGAUUAGUGUAGAACAGGCCCUAAAGAUCAUGAAGGAUGUCGACAAGGACUUCCUAACACAGGCCAUGGAGAGGGCUACAUUAGGCAGAGACUAG